This is a messenger RNA of Triplophysa dalaica, 4075 nucleotides long. RefSeq names its product sperm antigen with calponin homology and coiled-coil domains 1 (gene specc1). The record is from RefSeq and is a predicted model, not a curated record. Gene Ontology annotation, cellular component: filamentous actin; microtubule organizing center. Lineage: Eukaryota; Metazoa; Chordata; Actinopteri; Cypriniformes; Nemacheilidae. Bases 185 to 3250 code for a protein of 1021 amino acids. Gene Ontology annotation, molecular function: protein binding. The transcript has 16 exons. Gene Ontology annotation, biological process: actin cytoskeleton organization.
GCGCGCUCCAUCUGCUGGAGACGUCGAAACUGAAGCAAGAGCAUCUUCUUCAGAGAGUAACCGCGUCGCUCUUCUAAAGCACGGAACAGGUUAUGUCACGGAUCUCCGGGGAGACAGGGCAGGAGAACCCAAGUGCAGGCAGACUCAGACAAGAUGACCAAGUAGCUCAAAAACUGAAAAAGCCAUGUUGAAAGGGGGCUCCGUGAAGGCGGCACUGCCCAGACCAGGAGCCCCAGAGCGGACGAAGCUGUCUACCAGCAGCUCCUAUUCCAGCAACAUCGGGAUGAGGACCUCCCGGUCCUCCAGCACCAUCGCCUCUGACCUGCGACUCAGCAAGAUGAAGAGGGCAAGCAGUGAUGAUGCUUUGGCUAAGCCUGUUCUGGGGUCAGUGGCUCCAGGCUCUCGCAUGAAGAAAACCAUCACCACAGGAGCCAUCUCCGAACUAACAGACAACAGACCACGUAGUGCUUCAAGUAGCACUUUUACACGUACAAGCAACCAAUCAAACAAAAAAUCUGGGAUCCCAGCUCCCCGCGAGAUCCCACAGACCAUCUCCAGAGAACGGCUCUCAUUGCGUGAUCAGAAAAGCUCCAGCACCAAAAAGAUGGUCGGCAGUUCCAGCACCUCCAGCCUGUCUGCUUUGACCAAGCAGUCCCGCAGCUCUGUCAAGACCAGAUCGGAGUCUGUAGUUUCGGACAAAAACCAGCUGGAGAGUCAAGUGAGGGAACUUCUGGCUGAAGCCAAAGCCAAUGAGUUUCAGAUCAGUAAGUUAAGAACAGAGCUCCAGCGGCAUCCAGGGAUAGGUUUAUCAUCGGACGCUGGAACACCAGAGGGGAAUUCGCUUGUAAUGGAGCUACGGGACAAAAAUGGACGUUUCCAGCGCGAGUUAGCCACAUUGCGAGAAGAAAACCAAGCUUUGAAACAGAAGCUCAUUACAUUGGAGAACAACACAAACAUCACAGCAUCUCUCACCGGAUCCACUACACACGCAGUUAAUGGGGUUUUGCCAGACUCCACUUUCGACGCUCAAGCUACGGUCAAUGGCAGGCACCCCAAAACGUCAUCUAGUAGUGACACCACCAAAGGAUCUCCUGUACCUUCCUCAGACUCUUCAGACUUUGUGAAGAUCCCUUCAGACUCGGACAGUAGCAGUGUUCAAGGUGAGCUCUCAAUAAAGUCCCUGAUGGAGCGCAUACAGAAGAUGGAAGAAAGUCAUCACAGCACAUCUGAAGAACUUCAGGCCACUCUUCAAGAGCUUGCCGAUCAACAGCAGGUUGUCCAGGAGCUGACCGCUGAAAAUGAGCGUCUGGCGGAGGAGAAAGGCCUACUACAGACAUCUCUACAACAACAACGGGAGCGCGUUGAACUCCUGGCGCAACAGAAUGAGUCCCUUCACCAAAGGCUCAGAGAACAAGCUCAGAGUCAAGAAGCUGAGGCCUCUCGUGUCACCCGAACCGCGGAGCUGGAACAGCGUCUGACUGAGCAAACGGAGAGUUCCCGCUUCGAAAGAGAAAAACUGGUAAACAUCCAGCAGCAGCUGACGGGCAGUCUCAGGGCUUUGGAGACGGAGCAUCAAGAGGCGCAAGCAGCCAUGAAGAGCUUUAAGGAAGAGCUGGAGGUUCUUCAAGAACGUCUGGAGAGGGAGAAGGUUGCUGGAGACGAUGCGUUGAGGAAAGCUGAGGAGCAGCGGAUGGAUGUGGAGGCUCUGAAAGCAGAGAAUGUUAGUCUGAAGGAUCAGGUUGAGACGGAGAGGCAGAAGGUGGCUGAGCUGAAGGCGAUGCAGAGUGCCAGCGACAACACGGAGUUGCAACGUCUGCUCGAAGCAGCGCAUGAAGACAGAGACAAGCUUGAGAACAGCUGCAAGGAGCUGCGACAAGAAUUGCAGCAGGCGCGGAGUAAAGCGGAGAGCGCUCAGGGCAUGCUGGCUAAGGUGGAGGCAGAAAGGCAGCAGCUCCUGGAGAGGGUGGAGAGACAGGAAGAAGAUCACAAAGUCAACACACUCGCUCUAGAGGAGAAAAGCCAAGAUGCUGAGAACCAGAUCAAGGACCUGAAAGAGACCAUCUUUGAGUUGGAGGACCAGGUGGAGCAGCAGAGGGCUGUUAGACUACACACCAAUCAGACCAUCCUGGACCAAGAGAAUCAAAUGAAGAGGCUUGAAGAAAACAAGGCUGAGCUCGAGAAGCAGAUUAAAGUCCAGAAUAAACAGAUGAAGGAUGAGACAGAGGAGUGGCGCCGUUUCCAGGCCGACCUCCAGACAGCAGUGGUGGUUGCUAAUGACAUCAAGGUGGAGGCUCAGCAGGAGCUGCGCAUGUUGCGCAGACAACUGCAGGAGGAGGAAGAGCACAAUGCCGCACUCACCACAGAGCUGGAACAGAUGCGAGGCGCCAGGUCAUGGAAUGAAGUUAUUAGUCUCUCAGACUCAGAAGGCAGUCCUCGAUGGUGUAGAAUGUCCGUGUCCCAGAAUGCACCUGGCAGUUUUCUAACCAAUGGCAGUGGGAGUGGAAUCAUCACCCCAACAGAACCUGAAACCACAGUCAAAACACUCAUCAAAUCCUUUGACACGACCUUACCAAACGGAGGCAGCAGCUCAGUACAGAUGCACACGUCUCCCAGAAGCCCUUUGAGCGGCAUACCGAUCCGCACGGCCCCUGCUGCAGCCGUCUCACCUAUUCAGAGGCAUUCUGGAAUCAAGCUGUUGCCCAAGACCCUUGAGAGAAGAUUCGUAUUUGGAGGCUUCCCUCACUCAAGGUCAUGUGAUGAAGCGAAGCCCUCGUCUCUUAUGAGGAAGAGUCCAUCCCUGGAGUCAGUGAUUAAAACUCCAGCUCAUUUCAACAGCCGGACCUCCUCAUUCACUUACAACAGAGCCAACAGCAAACUAAAUGUGGAAAGAACAGACCCUCUGUCUGCUCUGGCGCGGGAGUACGGUGGAUCUAAGAGGAAUGCUUUACUGAAGUGGUGCCAGAAGAAAACAGAGGGCUAUCCGAAUAUAGAUGUGACAAACUUUAGCAGCAGUUGGAGCGAUGGCCUGGCGUUUUGUGCUCUGUUGCACACCUAUCUGCCAGCACACAUCCCUUACCAGGAACUUAUCAGCCAAGACAAGGGACGAAAUCUCACACUGGCUUUCCAGGCAGCUGAAAACAUCGGCAUCAAGUCCUCUCUGGACAUUGAUGAAUUGAUGCACACGGACCGACCAGACUGGCAGAGAGUGAUGCAGUAUGUGUCUCAGAUCUACAAGUACUUUGAGACGUAAUUCUGAACAGAAGGAUGGGAAGAUGGACGCGGCACCAAAGCACUUUUCUGCAUCGGUUCAGUUUAGUCUAGUUGUUUAAUUGUUGGAAACACAAACAUAUAAAACAUCCGACAGUCCGUUUCACAUUUGGAUUUAACUCAUUGUUUGAACUGACUGCUGUCUUGCAUUAACACAUAAUUUAGUUGUGGUUGCAACAUUUUGCAUCCGUUAAUCUUUAUGAAGACAAUAUUAUUACUUAAAUUUACAAGUAUAUUAUUAUACCUAGAAAGUAUUUUUAAUGUUUUUGUUUUACCGCAAAUUAUUUUAAGGACUACAGCAUGAAAAUGAAUUUAAUAUGCUUUGAUGGAAACGUUUCUGUAGUUUUGAAACAGAAAAAAAAAACUUUUCAUAAAAAAAGGUUCCGAUUUAUCGAAGCAUCCAAACACUAUGAUCAUAUCGCUAAUUUGUUGAAAGCAAGUCAGAAAGUCAAUAUCUGAUCCUGUGAGACAUUUCAAACCACCAAUAUUGAUUUUUUAAUGUUCAUUGUGCCUGUUAAAAAAAACAUUGGAUGUGUUUAAACUAACAACGAUUGGGAAUGAAUAUGGAAAAAUAAGGAGCGUGUCAGCGAUACAUUCUGUGCCAAGUUUGACCAGAAAAUGGGAUGGACAUACAAAAAUAAUAUUUUUGGAUAAGAUUAAAAUAUGUCAAAUGCAUUUCUGUUUUCAGCUGUAUCAGAUGACAACACUCAGAAUGUUUUGUACUGCAUCUUAUAGAAAUGCUAUUUAUUAACUUUAUACUGUUGAAUAUUUGUGGAUGAGUGUAUGUUUUGCUUUAUGACACCUGAUG